Messenger RNA from Salvia splendens (bonfire salvia), 772 nucleotides. RefSeq lists its product as uncharacterized. The record is from RefSeq and is a predicted model, not a curated record. NCBI's taxonomy places the organism in Eukaryota, Viridiplantae, Streptophyta, Magnoliopsida, Lamiales, Lamiaceae. The transcript has a single exon. Bases 18 to 623 code for a protein of 201 amino acids.
CCAAAAACAUUAGCAAAAUGUCUGGCCUCUCCUCUCUCAAAAAUUCAAACUCCCUUCACAUUUUCUCCAUGAAACCAUCAACACCAAUAUCAAAACUCAAAACCCUCAUCCAAACCUUCAUCUUCUCCCACUUGUACCGCGCCACACGUGCCUUUGCCAAGGCCAAAUCGCUUCUCCUUGAGCACGUGCGGGACAUACAUUUCCUACACCUAGUGGAAUUCAAAAGGGGUAGGAACUCUAAGAGAAAGCUAUAUUUCGGCUCGUUUAGGCUCCAUUACAAUUGGUGUGCAUCGCACGUGAUGCCUCUCUCUGAAGAGAGCUACCCCAACUCCCACAUCUACUAUGAUGCUAGUUGGAACGUACUCGUUCCAACUAACACCAACAAGGCAUCAACAACAUUGGCAAUCCCAGAUGGGAUAACGUCGUCUCUGGAGUAUCGAGAGCCGGAAGGGCUCUCUAGAUACUUAGAGUGGCUUGAGGAGGAGAAGGGAAAUCAAGAGUCAAGCUCAAAUGAGAUUGACAAACUUGCUGAUUUGUUCAUUGCGGAUUGUCAUGAGAAAUUCAGGUUGGAAAAACAAGAAUCUUAUAGAAGAUUUCAGGAGAUGAUGGCUAGAAGUGUAUGAAAAUAUUUAAAUUCAAAUGGAUGUCCCAUAAAAUUUAACUUUUACUUUUUUUGGGUCCUUUUUUAUUCUUGUGUUUAUUGCCCUUUUUCUUUUCUCUUUUCCUAGGUUUGUUGGAUUUCUGCAAAAUCAAUGAAGGUCUUGAUUUAAUC